This is a messenger RNA of Heterobasidion irregulare TC 32-1, 672 nucleotides long. RefSeq lists its product as uncharacterized. The transcript is spliced from 2 exons. Lineage: Eukaryota; Fungi; Basidiomycota; Agaricomycetes; Russulales; Bondarzewiaceae. Bases 285 to 461 code for a protein of 58 amino acids. The record is from RefSeq and is a predicted model, not a curated record.
GACCGAAAGACCGAUCCCGCGAAGCCACGCCUCUUUCAUCUUUACUGCGCCCGCAGAAGAAGCGCCGGCACUCUUCUUCAAGCCCUCCGCCGCCAAUCCGUCAACCCAAGCCCUCAACCUCAACUUUGACUUCGCCUUCACAGGCCACAAGAUCAGCACAAGACCAAGACGCCGGGAAAGGGAAAUGCAAGGCAAAGCCACUUGCGAGUGAACCGACCCAAUCUGAGCUGCUCACGCGUGAAGAGAUCCGGGUUCUACGUCAAGAGCUCUCCAAGGCGUGCGGCAUGAACAUCACAAGCCAGGGCAGCAGCUUCGGCCUCGGCGGGAGCACGAGCGCUCUGCAAAGCCGCUCGGUCAUGCCCGCGCAGACGGCUAGGAGGGGCGCAUCCCUUGCGAACCCAAACAAGAAAGCAAGAUGGUACCAGGCUGUUGAGUUUGCGAGCGACAGCAGAGAAGAAUAGGCCUUUCUCCUAAGCUCCAGCGCAUGGAGGAUUUGUAUCUCUUGAGCCGGCCGUAAGUUGGUGGUUCUGUGCUUUGUUGGAAUCCUACUGAUCGCAAGGUUGGUGAUAGUGUAUUGCCGUCGUUAUAGCCGUAGCACUUGUGUGUGUACUGAGUUUAGUUUUAGCUAUGUAUGGCGAGCAGGUGUGUGCUCUGCUUUUUUCUGUAGCCCAA